Messenger RNA from Mesoplodon densirostris (Blainville's beaked whale), 3092 nucleotides. It is a transcript of the gene SPIN3, whose product is annotated as spindlin family member 3. The record is from RefSeq and is a predicted model, not a curated record. The transcript is spliced from 2 exons. Gene Ontology annotation, biological process: gamete generation; regulation of DNA-templated transcription. Gene Ontology annotation, cellular component: cytosol; nucleoplasm. Lineage: Eukaryota; Metazoa; Chordata; Mammalia; Artiodactyla; Ziphiidae. Bases 224 to 1000 code for a protein of 258 amino acids.
UGGUGGGAACCUGAUGUGGCAGAGGGGCCGCUGCUGCCAACAGGGAGCGGAGGGCCCGCGAGCCGAGUGCUGGAGACACUGCCGCCAUCCUGUUUGCCUGUCCAGCAGCCCACUUGACACGCUCCUCUCCUAAGGAUCCUCCCUCUCAGCUCUUGCAAGCACCUGGCUCGUCGUCUGCUGGUCCUCCUUUGACACAGGCUCACCGCGGAGGCAGCAGCGAGGCAUGAAGACCCCGCUCAGAAAAGCAGCUGCAGGGCAGCGGUCCAGGACAGGCGCAGGACAUGCCAGUUUGUCUGUGACCGUGAUGAAGAGAAAGGCUGCACACAAGAAACAUAGGAGCAGACCCACUUCCCAGCAUCGGAGGAACAUCGUAGGCUGCAGAAUUCGGCACGGAUGGAAAGACGGAGAUGAACCUCUAACACAGUGGAAGGGAACCGUUCUGGAUCAGGUACCUGUAAAUCCCUCUCUGUAUCUUAUCAAAUAUGAUGGAUUUGACUGUGUUUAUGGAUUAGAACUUCACAGAGAUGAAAGAGUGUCAUCACUUGAAAUCCUUCCUAAUAGAGUUGCAUCAUCUAGAAUCAGUGAUACACACUUAACAGAAAUUAUGAUUGGCAAAGCAGUGGAACAUAUUUUUGAGACAGAAGAAGGUUCCAAAAAUGAAUGGAGGGGGAUGGUCUUAGCUCAGGCACCUGUCAUGAACACAUGGUUUUACAUUACCUAUGAGAAAGAUCCUGUAUUAUAUAUGUACCAGCUCUUAGAUGAUUAUAAAGACGGUGACCUACACAUCCUUGCAGAUUCCAGUGAUUCUCCUCUCGCAGAGAGGGAGCCAGGAGAAGUCAUAGACAGCCUAGUAGGCAAACAGGUGGAAUAUGCCAAGGAGGAUGGCUCCAAGAGAACUGGCAUGGUCAUUCAUCAGGUGGAAGCAAAACCCUCUGUGUACUUCAUCAAAUUUGAUGAUGAUUUCCAUAUCUAUGUCUAUGAUUUGGUAAAAACAUCUUAGAGGUCAUUUUGAAAUUUGCCAAAUAUAUGAGACUGUUUGUAAAAUCUGAACACACAAGAAGUCUUGAUUGCUUUACAGUUUGUAAGAACCAUAUUCUCCCCCCUUUUUCACACUUUAGUCUGGCAAAAAAUUGGAACUUCCACCCUCUCAGACAUUUUUUGACGAAACCUUUUGCCUUUAUCUCCAACCGUUUUACUGGUUCCUCCCCACAGAAGAAUGAUUGACUUAUCUAAUUAGUGAGAGGGGUAAAGUCUGACAUCCAUUGGCCCAUAUUUUUAUCUUGGGUGGUGUUAAUAGGCUAAAGGUAGCUGAACACCUCUUGCCUCAUUCUUUUGGGCAUUUGGACAAUAUGCACUCACUGAAGUGUGAAGCUUCCUGAGAUAUUCAAUGUGGCUGGCUGGGUAAAUUUCUUUCCAAUUCAACCCUCCCCUUAGGGCUGGCUGGGUUAGUGUCUUUGCAAUUCAACCCCUCCCCUUCAAAAGUCUAAUAUGAGGAGGAAUGGGAAGCUUAUUUUGGUCUUCUAAGUUGCAUUUUAAAUUCUAACUGUACUGAAAGUAAGGCUAAUAUUUUGUUCCCUUUCUGAUUCUUGUACCUAUUACUAAACUUGGUUUGGAAAUUAAGAGGGUAAUUAUUUUGCAUUUUAGUACAUAAGCAUAGGCUGAGAAAGCUUACAAAAUUGUUAAGAGGGCAAGCAUUUGGGAACCAAACCGCAAAUGGAGAAAUCAUGGUUGGUCAUUAAUGGCAUUAGGAUUUCUGUUGUCUACAAUAGCUCUGGCUGGUACCUGCAGACAAGGAGUGGGUUUUUACACACAAAGGCUGUGCAGGCAGACUUUAGCACAAUUGGGUUUUGCCAGCCCAGUAGAGCAUUAGGCUGGGCUCUAGCUCUAGUCCUCAGUCACAGGAUAAAUUGCCAGGUUUGGCAAGGGUUGGCAGAUCUGUCUAGGACCUCAAUAUAAAGGAGCAAAAAUCUGGAAUCAGGCUGAGAUACAGAUUUCUCUCCUAUACCAAGAGGGAUGCUUUGAAAAAUUUUAAAUUAGGUUUUCAUUUGAUUCUUAGAAGACUUCUGAGUCCCAGCAUAUGAGGUGGGCAAUGCACUUGCUAGAACUAAGAAAAGCUGAAAAUAGGCUUUGCUUCCUUGUAGGAACUGGUGAGCUCAUUUAUUCUGGUGUCCUAACAGGAUUGAGGAACACAGAGAUUAGAAUCAGUGCUAGAUGAUCAAUAGACUUAAUGAUGUUCUAAGUGCUUAAUAAUGUUUUAAAUGCUGUCAUUGGUAGAGAGAAAUCUAAUAGAUAUUUGUUAGUGUUUUGUUUUUCAACUUUAUCCUGUUUCUUGGCUGGACCUAAGAAACUCAUGGGCAGAUAAGGGUAAGACCUACUUCAGCAGAAAAAUAAGUAAUGGAGUGGGCCUUGUACCUUCCAUUAUUGAAGGCAUUAGUGAAGGUUAACUUUGGAAAGUUAACUAGGAAAGAAAAGGUUGAAAAAUAAGCAGGGUUUUGGAGAGAAGCACCCAGCCAAAGCCAAUGCAUUCUCACUGGGUUUCUGAUAGAAGCUCCAUUAGCAGUAACAGACAGGCCAUGGACUUCUGCAUAUUUGGGGCUGGGACUCAUGACAGUACAAUCAACCACUUGGGAAAUAUCUUCCAAAUUAGUUUAAGUUCACAGAUCAUGGAGUCCAGACUACUGGCACAGACAGACUGGCAUCCUGCUGAGGAUGAAACCAAGAAAGUAUUCUCUUCUCCCAAGUUUUCUCUGUCUAUGUUUCUUCCUUUUGAUGCCACUAAGUCUCUGCUCAGAUAUUUGACUGACGACAGCAAUGUGGGUCUGUAUUACCCUAUUUACUAAGUCGUGGGGACAUAAAUUUGCUUGAGAUAUCUGUUUUAGAGGCUGAGGAUUAGUGUGCUUGCUAAGUUUGGGGAUAUGAGGCUGACACUGUGAUAAUCUUAUGUCCUGUGGACUCUUAAUGUAUGACAUAUAUGUAUGACAUGCAAUUGUGGGGUUAGAUUAAUUCAACUCCUGAAGUUCUGAAGGAACUACACCAAAUCAAGAGGAAGACAGCCCAGGCUACAGCUGAUGAAGGAACCCCAUAUCUGUCCA